GUGGCAAAUGAACAUUUGAAUUUAUUUUCUUUAGAAAAUAGUGAUUAUAUAUACGCUGACUAUAAUGCAACUUUUCCAGUUAGUGACAGUGUAAAAUAGAGUAUACUUGAAGUCCUAUCAAAACAGGUUUUGAAUCCUUCAUCGUUACAUAGAAAGGGACAAGAAGCAAGAAGGAUUCUUCAGGAUGCAAGGGAUAACAUUCGUAGUGCUAUUGGCGUUCCAAGUAAUAAGGAAAUAGUUUUUACGUCUGGUGCAACUGAAGCAAAUAGUCUUGUUAUGAAAGGGAUAGCAGGCUUUCAACAUGUGAUUUCAGCUGUAGAACAUCCCUCAAUUCUUAAUUCUGCGUGCAAUCCACAUAUAAUACCCGUCAAUCAGGGGGGUAUUGUCGAUCUUUUGGCGCUAGAAAGAAUUUUAAGUGAACUUAAAGGGAAUAUGGUUUGGUUACAACUCCAACAGUCA
This is a messenger RNA of Brugia malayi, 459 nucleotides long. NCBI's taxonomy places the organism in Eukaryota, Metazoa, Nematoda, Chromadorea, Rhabditida, Onchocercidae. The record is from the annotation of a RefSeq genome assembly.